Messenger RNA from Mandrillus leucophaeus (drill), 6060 nucleotides. RefSeq names its product microtubule-associated protein 4 (gene MAP4). Bases 235 to 3633 code for a protein of 1132 amino acids. The record is from RefSeq and is a predicted model, not a curated record. Gene Ontology annotation, cellular component: neuron projection. Gene Ontology annotation, biological process: microtubule cytoskeleton organization; neuron projection development. Gene Ontology annotation, molecular function: microtubule binding. The transcript has 18 exons. NCBI's taxonomy places the organism in Eukaryota, Metazoa, Chordata, Mammalia, Primates, Cercopithecidae.
AGCGACGGCCAUCAUAGAACAGCGGAGGCAAUCGAUCGGCCUGCCGUCAGCUUCAGCAUUCGCAAGCCGCAGGCAAGAAGCUCCCCCACAACGGCCCGCGGCUCGCGCAGCUCUGCAGAGAGAGCGUGGCAGCAAGGCCAGCACCCAUUGGUCCGCCGUAGCCCUCCGCCCUCCCCCUCGCCACGCUUAUUGGCCGGAGCGGCGGCGCCCGCCCGGCAGUUGCAGCAGUGCAGAAUGGCCGACCUCAGUCUUGCAGAUGCAUUAACAGAGCCCUCUCCAGACAUUGAGGGAGAGAUAAAGCGAGACUUCAUUGCCACACUAGAGGCAGAGGCCUUUGAUGAUGUUGUGGGAGAAACUGUUGGAAAAACAGACUAUAUUCCUCUCCUGGAUGUUGAUGAGAAAACCGGAAACUCAGAGUCAAAGAAGAAACCGUGCUCAGAAACUAGCCACGUUGAAGAUACUCCAUCUUCUAAACCAACACUGCUAGCCAAUGGUGGUCAUGGAAUAGAAGGGAGCGAUACUACAGGGUCUCCAACUGAAUUCCUUGAAGAGAAAAUGGCCUACCAGGAAUACCCAAAUAGCCAGAACUGGCCAGAAGAUACCAACUUUUGCUUCCAACCUGAGCAAGUGGUCAAUCCUAUCCAGACUGAUCCCUUUAAGAUGUACCAUGAUGAUGACCUGGCAGAUUUGGUCUUUCCCUCCAGUGCAACAGCUGAUACUUCAAUAUUUGCAGGACAAAAUGAUCCCUUGAAAGGCAGUUACGGUAUGUCUCCUUGCAACACAGCUGUUGUACCUCAGGGGUGGUCUGUGGAAGCCUUAAACUCUCCACACUCAGAGUCCUUUGUUUCCCCGGAGGCUGUUGCAGAACCUCCUCAGCCAACAGCAGUUCCCUUAGAGCUAGCCAAGGAGAUAGAAAUGGCAUCAGAAGAAGAGAGGCCACCAGCACAAGCGUUGGAAAUAAUGAUGGGACUGAAGACUACUGAUGUGGCACCAUCUAAAGAAACAGAGAUGGCUCUCGCCAAGGACAUGGCACUAGCCACAAAAACAGAGGUGGCAUUGGCUAAAGAUAUGGAAUCACCUACCAAAUUAGAUGUGACACUGGCCAAGGACAUGCAGCCAUCCAUGGAAUCAGAUAUGGCCCUAGUCAAGGACAUGGAACUGCCCAUAGAAAAAGAAGUGGCCUUGGUUAAGGAUGUCAGAUGGCCCACAGAAACAGAUGUGUCUUCAGCCAAGAAUGUGGUACUGCCCACAGAAACAGAGGUAGCUCCAGCCAAGGAUGUGACACUGUUCAAAGAAACAGAGAGGGCAUCGCCUAUAAAAAUGGACUUGGCCCCUUCCAAGGACAUGGGACCACCCAAAGAAAACGAGAUAGACCCAGCCAAGGGUUUGGUAUUACUCUCAGAAAUAGAGGUGGCACAAGCUAACGACAUUAUAUCAUCCACAGAAAUAUCCUCUGCUGAAAAGGUGGCUUUGUCCUCAGAAACAGAGGUAGCCCUGGCCAGGGACAUGGCCCUGCCCCCGGAAACCAACGUGAUCUUGACCAAGGAUAAAGCACUGCCUUUGGAAGCAGAGGUGGCCCUAGUCAAGGACAUGGCUCAACUCCCAGAAACAGAAAUGGCCCUGGGCAAGGAUGUGGCUCCGUACACAGUAAAAGAAGUGGGCUCAUUGAAGGACAUGUCUCCACUGUCAGAAACAGAAAUGGCUCUGGGCAAGGAUUUGACUCCACCUCCAGAAACAGAAGUAGCUCUCAUCAAGAACGUAUGUCUGCCUCCAGAAAUGGAGGUGGUCCCAACUAAGGAUCAGGUCCCAGCCCUCAAAACAGAAGCACCCCUGGCUAAGGAUGGGAUUCUGACCCUAGCCAACAAUGUGACUCCAGCCAAAGAUGUUCCACCACUCUCAGAAACAGAGGCAACACCAGUUCCAAUUAAAGACAUGGAAAUUGCACAAACACAAAAAGGAAUAAGUGAGGAUUCCCAUUUAGAAUCUCUGCAGGAUGUGGGGCAGUCAGCUGCACCUACUUUCAUGAUUUCACCAGAAACCGUCACAGGCAUGGGAGAAAAGUGCAGCUUGCCAGCCGAUGAGGAUUCUGUGUUAGAAAAACUAGAGGAAAAGAAACCAUGCAACAGUCAACCUUCUGAACUUUCUUCAGAGACCUCAGGAAUAGCCAGGCCAGAGGAAGGAAGGCCUGCUGUGAGUGGGACCGGAAAUGACAUCACCACCCCGCCAAACAAGGAGCUCCCACCAAGCCCAGAGAAGAAAACAAAGCCUUUGGCCACCACUCAACCUGCAAAGACUUCAACAUCGAAAGCCAAAACACAGCCCACUUCUCUCCCUAAGCAGCCAGCUCCCACCACCAGUGGUGGGUUGAAUAAAAAACCCAUGAGCCUUGCUUCAGGCUUAGUACCAGCUGCCCCACCCAAACGCCCUGCCGUCGCCUCUGCCAGGCCUUCCAUCUUACCUUCAAAAGACGUGAAGCCAAAGCCCAUUGCAGAUGCAAAGGCUCCUGAGAAGCGGGCCUCACCAUCCAAGCCAGCUUCUGCCCCGGCCUCCAGAUCUGGAUCCAAGAGCACUCAAACUGUCGCAAAAGCCACAACAGCUAGCUCUGUUGCCUCAACUGGCCCAAGCAGUAGGAGCCCUUCCACGCUCCUGCCCAAGAAGCCCACUGCAAUUAAGACUGAGGGAAAACCUGCAGAAGUCAAGAAGAUGACUGCAAAGUCUGUACCAGCUGACUUGAGUCGCCCAAAGAGCACCUCCACCAGUUCCAUGAAGAAAACCACCACUCUCAGUGGGACAGCCCCCGCUGCAGGGGUGGCUCCCACCCGAGUCAAACCCACACCCAUGCCCUCCCGGCCCUCCACAACUCCUUCCAUAGACAAGAAGCCCACCUCGGCCAAGCCCAGCUCCACCACCCCCAGGCUCAGCCGCCUGGCCACCAAUGCUUCUGCUCCUGAUCUGAAGAAUGUCCGCUCCAAGGUUGGCUCCACAGAAAACAUCAAGCAUCAGCCUGGAGGAGGCCGGGCCAAAGUAGAGAAAAAAACAGAGGCAGCUGCUACAACCCGAAAGCCUGAAUCUAAUGCAGUCACUAAAACAGCCGGCCCAAUUGCAAGUGCACAGAAACAACCUGCGGGGAAAGUCCAGAUAGUCUCCAAAAAAGUGAGCUACAGCCAUAUUCAGUCCAAGUGUGGUUCCAAGGACAAUAUUAAGCAUGUCCCUGGAGGUGGUAAUGUUCAGAUUCAGAACAAGAAAGUGGAUAUCUCUAAGGUCUCCUCCAAGUGUGGGUCUAAGGCUAACAUCAAGCACAAGCCUGGUGGAGGAGAUGUCAAGAUUGAAAGUCAGAAAUUGAACUUCAAGGAGAAGGCCCAGGCCAAGGUGGGAUCCCUUGAUAAUGUGGGCCACCUACCUGCAGGAGGUGCCGUGAAGACUGAGGGCGGUGGCAGCGAGGCUCCUCUGUGUCCGGGCCCCCCUGCUGGGGAGGAGCCGGCCAUCUCUGAGGCAGCGCCUGAAGCUGGCGCCCCCACUUCAGCCAGUGGCCUCAAUGGCCACCCCACCCUGUCAGGGAGUGGUGACCAAAGGGAGGCCCAGACCUUGGACAGCCAGAUCCAGGAGACAAGUAAGUGGCUGGGCUCGGCCUAAGGGCCAGCCAGGGGCCCUGCCACUGGCCGCAAAUUGAAACUCCUUUGUUUUUGACUAGAGUGUGGCCUAAAUUUUAACGAAGUAACCUUUUAUUUUCCAGGCAUCUAAUGAUGACAUUCUGGUCUCGUCUUCCGUCUCCCCCGUGUUCCCCUCUUGUCUCCCCUGUUCCCCUCUCCCUUCCCUCCUCCCAUGUCACUGCAGAUUGAGACCUACAGGCUGACGUUCCGGGCAAAUGCCAGGGCCCGCACCGACCACGGGGCCGACAUUGUCUCCCGCCCCCCACAUUUCCCUGGCGGCCCCAACUCGGGCUCCCGGGUCCUUGGCCCCCUUUCCCGGACUGUCCACUAGACCAGUGAGCGCUUGGGCGCCGGGCAGCCCGCUAGGCUCGCCUUCCCUCCUGCUUCGCAGCAGCAGCCCCACCCCACACCUCCUCUCACGCUCCAGCCCAGGCCCAGCUCCCUGCUUUCGUCUUGCCCCAUCACUGCGCCACUGCUCCAUAGAGGAGGUUGGGAGGGGGUUGGGGUGGCUGAGGCUAAGUUGGGAUCUAGGAGAGGAGAACUAGAUUCCACCCUCAUCUUUGUUUGGUUCUUUGGUCCAAACCCAAAAGAAACUGACAUGCCCUCCCUCCUUCCUGGAUCUACCUGGAGGGAAGAGUGGAGGCGGAGUUUGAGUGGUGACGGGACGCUGACUGUGGCGCUUAAGCCACUGCCUCUCCCUUUGGCGCCACAAAUGCCCCCCCCCCCACAUGCAGGUGGUGCCCAGCCCUUCUUGCUGCCCUGCCCCAAGUUGGGGUCAGUGCUGCCUGUUCCCAUGCUUAACAUACCCGCCUAGCUGCUGUCACAUUUUUCUUGUUUUGUCCUUUUAUUUUUUUUCUAAUAACCUAAAAACUGGCGAAAUAGUUCUGCAGGUUGAAGCCAUGUCUAUAUGAAAGUCCUCAGUAAGUGUUAGAGGGAACAGGGCGGAGAGAUCCUUACACCACCCCCGCUGGAGGAUGUGGGCAGCUUAGGGCCCUGGAGGCGGUGCAGCAGGGAAGAGGGGUGCAGAGGCUGUGGCUGGUGAGCCGGUCGGGCACACAAGGGGCUCUCGGAGCGUGCACUGGUUGGUUUUGCCAUUUUGUUGUGUGUAUGCUGCUUUUCUUUUCUAACCAAGAGGCUGGUUUUGGCAUCUCUUUCCCAUUCCCUGGGAUCUGGUGGUCAGCCCUAGAAUACAAAGCCAGGGCUGGAGAACAAGAAAGGGCCAGGAGAUGGAAUUCCUUCAGGCCGGCACCCGCACCCUAGGACAUGCAAGCCCUCAUGUCCAGGGGACCCUCAUGCGGAUAGUGGGAAAUCAGGUCUGGAAAUUUAAAAAUAAAAGGCAUGAGACUAAGGCCAUCUGCUUCCCCUACGCCCUGACUGGAGAGGGGAGGGAGGAGAGGCGAGGCCCACAGAGGGCAUCCCAGCUAGGCCUUGGGAUGGCUGCAGUGAGGAGAAAUCCUGGGAACUGUAUUGACACAAAGAUUCUUAUUGCACUUGUAUUUUUUGUAUUAAAGUUUGCAUGGUUUCUAAUAAAGGAUUCAAACAUAAGUUUGUAGUGAAAUGGCCUGGAAGAUUCCAAGGGCUUCUCUGGAGGGGACUGGCUACAGUGUAGAUUUGCCUCUGAGGCUGCCCCAGACUUGGCCUCCUCAGGCCCCUCCUGACCUCUGCCCUUCUCUGGUCCUGGCAUCCCUUGGAGCUGGAGAAGGUAGGGGUCUUGGCUUAGGUUUAGAUUUGAUCUCCAUGUGCAGGGAGGCAGUCCUGGGCCUGACAGCUCCUCCCCCUUUCUGAGGUGGCAGUGCCUUAUGGAGGUUUGGCACCAUGUCUCUAGCUCCCCAGGCACACACCAGGAAACUGCAGGGCCUCACGGAGGAAGUGCUGCCUGGGCCGGGGGGACUAGCUUUCCUCCAUAGAGACCACGUGCAGAACACUUCCGCUGUGCCCAGAACAUGAGGGAGCCAGUGUUUCGUCAGCAGGAGGAAGGGCCUGCUGGGAUGAAAGUGAGAAGGAAACAGUGAGGGUUGGGUAGUCAGGAGACACCACAGGGGCAACAGCACAGGCCCAGAGUACCUGCUGCCUCUGCUGCGUCUGUCCCAGGGUCAUGAGGAUGCUGAGGUUGACGACAGGUUCCAGAUCCUUUCGCUCCUUUGGCCAAGGGUUGGGGGGAGGUGGCCCAAGUGGCAUGCUCUCUAGGUAAGACAAUAGGAGUGGUCAGAGUUCCCUCGAAGGAUCCUGCACACCAGAGCACCUGAGAAGGCCAGGACCAGAGGCCCUGUGUGAUGUGUACUCCGCAGCCAUUUGGGGUGGGACAGUUCUGUACUUCCCGGUUUGCUUAUGGCUCAGCCAUUACCUGUGUCAGUCUGUGAUUCUGUUGUAACAGUUUUAAGAGUAAAUAAAGCUGCCUGAUGUCCCAUCA